Molecule: messenger RNA, 2765 nt
Organism: Mustela erminea (ermine)
Lineage: Eukaryota; Metazoa; Chordata; Mammalia; Carnivora; Mustelidae
Gene: FSCN1
Product: fascin actin-bundling protein 1
Exons: 5
Coding region: 144-1625 (493 amino acids)
Biological process (GO): establishment or maintenance of cell polarity; actin filament bundle assembly; cell migration
Cellular component (GO): lamellipodium; cytoplasm; microvillus
Molecular function (GO): actin filament binding; protein-macromolecule adaptor activity
Source: RefSeq, a predicted model, not a curated record
CCCGCGCGCCGCGGGCCGGCUUUGUGGAGCGCUGCGGAGGGUGCGCGCCGGGCCGCGGUCUCGAACAAAGGAGCAGGGCGCCGCCGCGGGGACCCGCCACCGACCUCCCGGGCCGCGCCGGGGCCCUCCCGCUCGCCGCCACCAUGACCGCCAACGGCACUGCUGAGGCCGUGCAGAUCCAGUUCGGCCUCAUCAACUGCGGCAACAAGUACCUGACGGCAGAGGCGUUCGGGUUCAAGGUGAACGCGUCGGCCAGCAGCCUGAAGAAGAAGCAGAUCUGGACGCUGGAGCAGCCGCCCGACGAGGCGGGCAGCGCGGCUGUGUGCCUGCGCAGCCACCUGGGCCGCUACCUGGCGGCGGACAAGGACGGCAAUGUGACCUGCGAGCGCGAAGUGCCCGGCCCCGACUGCCGCUUUCUCAUCGUGGCGCACGACGACGGCCGCUGGUCCCUGCAAUCUGAGGUGCACCGGCGCUACUUCGGCGGCACCGAGGACCGCCUGUCGUGCUUCGCGCAGACCGUGUCGCCGGCUGAGAAGUGGAGCGUGCACAUCGCCAUGCACCCGCAGGUCAACAUCUACAGCCUGACCCGCAAGCGCUACGCGCACCUGAGCGCGCGGCCGGCGGACGAGAUCGCCGUGGACCGCGACGUGCCCUGGGGCGUCGACUCGCUCAUCACGCUGGCCUUCCAGGACCAGCGCUACAGCGUGCAGACCGCUGACCACCGCUUCCUGCGCCACGACGGGCGCCUGGUGGCGCGCCCCGAGCCCGCCACUGGCUACACGCUAGAGUUCCGUUCCGGCAAGGUGGCCUUCCGCGACUGCGAGGGCCGCUACCUGGCGCCGUCGGGCCCCAGCGGCACGCUCAAGGCGGGCAAGGCCACCAAGGUGGGCAAGGACGAGCUCUUCGCCCUGGAGCAGAGCUGCGCUCAGGUCGUGCUGCAGGCGGCCAACGAGAGGAACGUGUCCACGCGCCAGGGUAUGGAUCUGUCAGCCAAUCAGGACGAGGAGACCGACCAAGAGACCUUCCAGCUGGAGAUUGACCGUGACACCAAAAAGUGCGCCUUCCGCACCCACACGGGCAAGUACUGGACGCUGACAGCCACUGGGGGCGUGCAGUCCACAGCCUCCACCAAGAACGCCAGCUGCUAUUUCGACAUCGAGUGGCGUGAUCGGCGGAUCACACUGCGUGCGUCCAAUGGCAAGUUCGUGACGGCCAAGAAGAACGGGCAGCUGGCUGCCUCGGUGGAGACAGCAGGGGACUCGGAGCUCUUCCUCAUGAAGCUCAUCAACCGUCCCAUCAUUGUGUUCCGUGGGGAGCAUGGCUUCAUCGGCUGCCGCAAGGUCACGGGCACCCUGGAUGCCAACCGCUCUAGCUAUGAUGUCUUCCAGCUGGAGUUCAAUGACGGUGCCUACAACAUCAAAGACUCCACAGGCAAGUACUGGACAGUGGGCAGUGACUCGUCGGUCACCAGCAGCAGCGACACCCCCGUGGACUUCUUCUUCGAAUUCUGUGACUACAACAAGGUGGCCAUCAAGGUGGGCGGGCGCUACCUGAAGGGGGACCAUGCGGGGGUCCUGAAGGCCUGCGCCGAGACCAUCGAGCCAGCCACCCUCUGGGAGUACUAGCCGCCACCCAGCGUCCUGUCCCUGCCCUGCCCAGACCCUUCUGCUAAUAACUCUCUUCUCCAGGCGGGCUCUGGCGUGGUGGCGAGCCCCUUGCCUUUCAAACUGGAAACCCAGAGAAAACGGUGCCCCCCCCACCUGUUGCCCCGUGCCUGGUCCUUGGAGGGAUCUCAGACCCCUCUGUUCUCUCUUCUCUGCUAUGGGCGAGGCUGGCAGCCCUUUCUUCUGACCUCAGAUGACUCUGAGCCUUACUUCCCCAAAGUGGCCGAGGAGAGUGGGGGAGCUCGGAGGCCUUCCCGGGCCCCUGGGCCUGCUGGGGUAACUGGAAUUUCCUGCCCCCUCCCAAGAGCCUCUGCCCGCCCCACUUCCCCGGAACUGGGUGCCUGCCCCCAGCCUAUCACCCCGCCCCCACACGGCGCACCGCCCCUGCGUCAGGGGAAGGCCGCAGGAAGGGGAGGGGUGACACUGGCAUGUACCCGCAGCUCGCCCCUCUGCACCCAGUGGGCCUGCCCACCGCACACCCCGUCCUGGCCUGACUGGAAGCAGAAAAUGACCAAAUCAGUAUUUUUUUUUUUUUUUUUUAAACGAGGCAUUAUUGCUGGAGGUAUGCAGGCCAGCCUGGUGGCAACCCUGAGUGAUCUUCAAGGGGGUCUUGUGGGGGAAUCUUGAAACCGCAUCUCUGGGCAUCGGUACCCUCCUUGUCUGCUAGCUGUGGGGGCGCACGGUGCUUUCCUGAAUCUAGAACCUGUCCCCAACUCCUCGGGGGCCCUUGGCGGCCCCCCCUCCCUCCUGCCUGCCCAGGCUUGUGUCCCCAUCUGGUUGGUGCUGAGCCCCUCACCGCCUCAGCCAGAGCCCCCGGUGUGAUCGGUGCUCCCUGUCCGACUGGACUCCUCGGGUCUCGGGGUGGGAUGAAGCUGGGCGUCGCCCUCCACCGGGAGCCCCACGGGGAGGCUCCAGGCCCCUGGCUCCCAGCCCUGCCCCUGCCAGCCCUGCUCCCCUCGACCAGUUCAUCUCUGCCAUGCAUCUCACUCUGGGUGUCUUGGUCUUUUAUUUUUUGUAAGUGUCAUUUGUAUAACUAAAUGCCCAUGAUAGUAGCUUCAGACUGGAAAAGCAAAAUAAAAUAAUGCGAGUGUGCAGCCCUCA